CCUCCCGUCUCCGUCAAGUGAAGCAGUGAGCACGGCAGAAGGUGGCAGCAGUUUGAGUUUUUGUUGAGCUUGGUAGGCUGUCUUGUCAGGUCGGUUCAAACCACACGGAGAGCUCCAGAGGAUCGUCUGAACGAGAGAGAGACAAUGGAGGAGACGGGCGGUGCAAGUGCGUACGGGGUUUCGCUCGCAGGUGGAGGCUUCGACUUCUACAAGUUUGUCCGACAGCCGCAAACCAUCGUGCGGCUGCUGAGCUGGAUAUUUGCCAUAGUGGUCUUCGGCUGCAUCACAGCAGAGGGAUACAUCAACACUCUCCACAGUCCUGAGGCAAAGUGCAUCUUCAACCAGAAUGACUCGGCAUGUCAGUACGCUGUUGGCAUUGGGGUGAUUGCCUUCCUGGCAUGUGUGGCCUUCCUGAUGUUGGAUGUUUACCUGCCUUUUAUGAGCAACGCUCAGGAAAGGAAGUAUGUUGUCAUAGCAGACCUUUCAUUCUCAGGGGCAUGGACCUUCCUGUGGUUUGUGUGUUUCUGCUUGUUGGCCAGUCAGUGGGGUCGCACUCACAAUGUCGGUAGUAUCCCUGAGGACGCUGCACGUGCCACCGUGGCCUUCUCAUUCUUCUCUAUCGCCACUUGGGGAAUCUUGACCUACUUUGCCCUGGGUCGUUUCCGUCGUGGCGUUAAUGAAGUUACCAUCCCAACCUACACGGAGCCACCACCAGAUCACCACACCUCCUACCCUCCAACCUAUGCCCCCACCUCCUACAACCCCACUCCCUAUACCCCUACCACUUACACAGCCUAUCCCAGCAGUGUGGCCGACAUGCACCAGCAGCCUCCCUACACCCCGAACGCCCAGCUGCAAGGAGACGCCGGCUACCAGCCGCCCAGCUACUGAGGCACAUGGAUGUGGUGGUGUUCCAGGUCAUCUUUUGGUGGACUUGUAGUUGUACUACGCAGACCCAGAGCUAUAUCAUAUUGAUGUAGUUUUAUGUUUGUUUUAACACAGUUUUCCAAGUGUUGUCAGAUUUUUUUUUUUGAGAUUUGAAAACCUGAGCAGUGCAGCUGCAAGUUAGAGAUGAGGGACACUGCGGUUUACGCCAAAGGGUCUGUGGUCAGAUCUUAAGACAUCAGGCUAACUGCUGACAUUAGUGCUGAUGAUUGGGUAAUCUUACCUUAGACCUGUGUGCAAAGACGCAACUUAUACCUCAAAUGGGCUAAUCCUGAAGCGGACAGGUAGAUAGAACGUACCCAGGAGGUCAAAGGUCACAUUAUGAAAAAUAACUCAUAACGGCUCAAUCAGGGAGCAACAAGCCAACACAGUAAUGUGAACCUGAGAAUGCAUUUGUACAUAGAUUUCACUACGCAAACCUGAUUUUAAUGGUUGUAUGUGCCUGAUUUUCUUAUUUGGUUUAGUAGAUGUUUCCCCUUCAGUGCAUUUAGGAUCUAUAGACAGUUUAGGAUGUAUUACAUUGACAAAUGAUUUUGUGGAACAGUGGGAACCACUAGACCACUGUAAAGCCAAAUGUCCCCGUGUGAUUAAAUUUUUUUGUUAAUCCGGGCUGUGUAGCAAUUAUGCAGUUAACUUUGUUAGCCAUAUAACCAUAAAAUCACCCUUGAAAGAAAGUGUUACAAUCUUUGUGCUACAGUAAAAUGGCUCUCGUGUUCGCCAUCUCAACUAGCUAUGUUUUUAAUAACUACUCUAAUCUAAGUGUUGUUGAUGGUGACAUGAGAAACCAUAAAACCCCUCCAUUUCUUUAACUUGGACCAUGGCAAAUGUGUAAAUCUGUAGAGGUGUCUAUUGGAUGUUCAGUCAUUGUUGCCUUUUUAGCAAACUUUAAGAUGGACCAGAGGGAGGAGUUGGUAGAUAACUUUGCACUUACUGAGCAGGUUUAUCCACCGAGCAUGUCCUCAUUCUGAAGAGGGUAACUUAUUAACUACCAGCAACAAUGCUUCCUCUUAAGCCCGCAAGCAGAGCGGCCUCACACUUCCUCCAAGGUCUUGAUGACAUUUAGUUUUCUGAACACUGAUGCUUAUCUCUGGUUUACAGGCUUCUUAAUCCUUAAUACUGUUGAAAGCAGAACACAGCGGGCAUGUCUUUACCGAUGACAGUUUAACACCUCAGCCUGCAGUAAUGAGAAUCAAACACGUGUCCUUAGAAAGACUACUGGUUCACUGUGUUGCUUUGUGUCUGACAGUGUGUGUGUCAGUUUAACACCUCAGCUGCCUUGUCUGGCUGUUUUAUCUCAGCUUAAGUGACACAAAAGUUGGCAGAUAGUCAGAUUUUGGUAGUUAUUGCAGGGGUGUGAGCUGACUUUAGAUCCGUCAUUGACAAAUGAGAAAUUGAAUGAGGAUAUUUGUUAACAUGAUGCUGUUAUGGUACUGCAUUGAAGACCUUUGUACUAGUGAAAAAGACAUUGUUGAUUUUUUGGGAAGAAAAGUGAAUAAAAUCUGCCAUGAUUAAAUAUGGUUAUAUUUAGGUUAAACAGCUGUGUAUCACAGCUGCCUUCCCUGCUGUGCAUGAGUGAUUUUUGCAAAGGCUGAUUUUCGUGCAGUUAAUACUCCUCAGUGAACAUCAUUUAAAAUCAUUGUAUGCCUCCGAUUAAGACUGCAGCUUAUUACCAAACCUGAACUGGCUCAACUGAAUUUCUAAAUUGUGCCUUUAGACCUAAAGUGCCCCAUCAUGUAAUAGUAACAAGGCUAAAGUUUGAUAUACAAUGUUGAUUUAAUACCACACAUUAAAUGUUUAAGUUUAUUAACUUGGUAUUUUAUUUGACUACUGCAUAUUUCAAGUGCCAUGUUUUAGAUAUGAGGAAACUAGAAUAAUGUGUAAAAUCAUGAUUUGUGAGUACAAGUGUUUUAUAAAAGAAAAACAAAAUACUGGUUAGGUUGUGGUUGGUUUGAUUUAUUUUCAUUUCUUCUUCCUAGUACUUUUUGUGACAAUUGAGUUGUGAAGUUGCCAUAUGUACUUCUGCUUUCGUCAUUUGACGUCACGGUGUCAAAAGCGGAAGUUUACUUUUGCUUAGAGAAUAAAAUCAUGUACAGGA
Molecule: messenger RNA, 3040 nt
Organism: Micropterus salmoides (largemouth bass)
Lineage: Eukaryota; Metazoa; Chordata; Actinopteri; Centrarchiformes; Centrarchidae
Gene: syngr2b
Product: synaptogyrin 2b
Exons: 4
Coding region: 145-891 (248 amino acids)
Cellular component (GO): neuromuscular junction; synaptic vesicle membrane
Source: RefSeq, a predicted model, not a curated record